Schistosoma turkestanicum is the source of this 1235-nucleotide messenger RNA. The record is from the annotation of a GenBank genome assembly. Lineage: Eukaryota; Metazoa; Platyhelminthes; Trematoda; Strigeidida; Schistosomatidae.
GUGGCAUUGUACGUUGAAAUUGUUAUUUCUUGUCGAUGACUCUAGCCUCGUCAGCCGUAUCGCGGUUCUCAUUUUGAAAUGUGGAUUUUCACACUCUUUUGCGUUGCAUAUCUUAGUUAUUGCCAUGGAUAUUAUAUAGUAGUGGAUGCUAAUUCUGAAGAGUGCUUCUUUGAUCGGGUUGCUAGUGGCAGCAAGCUCACACUUCACUAUGAAGUCGCUGAGGGUGGUUUCCUUGAUAUAGAUGUCAAUGUUUACAAUCCUAGUGGCGUUAAGGUUUUUGAAUCCCUCAGAAAAACAAACGGAAGGCCUGAAUUUGUUGCAACGGAAGCUGGAGAUUAUAGGUACUGUUUUGGAAACCGAAUGAGUUCCAUGACACCAAAAGUUGUACUUUUUGAAAUGGCAAUAGAAGAAGACCAAUUGAAAGUCAAUGAAAGCGAUGAUGAAGAGCACAAGAGGCUUGUUUCAAUGGUUAAUGAGUUAUCACACUCAAUAUCUAGUGUUAAAUUAGAGAUGGAAUACGUUUCUGUAAGGACUCAAAUUCACUGGGAAAUUAAUAAAAAUACUAAUUUUCGUGUGGUCGUUUGGGCUGCUUUCGAGGCAUUCUUAAUCAUUGCCAUGAGUAUUGGUCAAGUUUUCUAUCUUAAGCGUUUCUUUGAAGUCCGGAGAUUAGUUUAAUUGACAGGUUCUUCCUGUUUUGUAACUAAAUUCUAGUGCUUCCUAUAUUUUUGAUGCUUAAUUUAUUCUAUCUGUAUAGUAUACAAAUUGUUGCAUUCUCAUCCAUUGUAUCUGUGUGAUUUUUCUCUACACUUAUUAAUUUUUCAGUACAACUGUUGUAUUUUCAACAUCAUUUGUUACAUUGUAAUUCAAACACUUACUAUUCUCUCAUCACUGUGUUCUUGACUACAGUGUCUUUAAAUUCACCAGUGUCUUUUUAAGGUCCCUUUUUAUCUUGUUUAUAAAUAGGUAUGUGGUUGUUUGUGUAUUAUCAAUAUAACUUAUGAUGGACUGUUUAUUUAAUUCAUAACAUUCCCGAUAGUUAUCACGUUUUGUUUCUUUAUAGACUAGAAGUUAUACGUUUCGACGUGAUUAAGAUCUACCUCAGUGUAAUAAAUCGGUCUAUUUGAAGUACAUUUAGUUAUUGUAUUCGGUACUACCUACAGGAGACUAUAUCACCUACUGUAUGAUGUAUGAUAUUCUCAGCAGACCAUCAUAUUUUAUUUUUCGCUUGUUACAGG